AUGAAACUUGUACUUCUGGUAAAGCAGGGACUGGUUGCGCCGGGUGGUGGCAAGGGGCCACGUUUCAAGCCAAUGCAGCCAAAGUCCAUUUUCCAUGGAACAGUGCUGUGCAAGUUCUUCGAGAAGGGCAAGUGCUCCCGAGGAAGCGCUUGCAACUUCGCGCAUGGGCGCGGUCAGCUUCGUGAGAAGCCAAAUCUGGCGAAGACAAAGUGGUGCAGCGUCUUCAUGGAGACCUGGUCCUGUUCUGCUGGCGAGGCCUGCCCUUAUGCGCACCACGGUGUAGAGGAGAAGCGCAAACAUCGUGGCAGGCUGGAACGCGGAGUCUCAGAUGGGUCUGAUGCUGGCGACAUAGCAGAGGAUGCAAGCCUUGCAAGCUCGUCAUCACUCCCAGCUCAAGCGGCUCCCGCAGAUGCUGGCACUGCUAGCACGGCUAGCGCCGCUAGCGCUGCUUGCUGUGCUCCCAGUGAGAGCUGCGCCGACGCAGCAGCUGCCCAAAAGAGGGACCCAGAUGCAGGAGAAGAUUCGCGGCAUGCCGACGCCAUGAACGAGGAGUCAGAUGAAUCGGGGACGGCCCAAGAAUCAGACGGAUCCGAUGUCAGCCUGGACCUCGUCAUGGCUGUGCGGAACACGUUUCUUCACUUUGGCCAGCAGCCCGAGAAAAGUGGCAGUGGCCUACGUCGUCCUGCUUCUUGGAGUUGCUGA
Molecule: messenger RNA, 702 nt
Organism: Symbiodinium natans
Lineage: Eukaryota; Dinophyceae; Suessiales; Symbiodiniaceae
Source: the annotation of a GenBank genome assembly